Trichoplusia ni (cabbage looper) is the source of this 731-nucleotide messenger RNA. RefSeq lists its product as uncharacterized. The transcript is spliced from 3 exons. The coding region runs from base 37 to 504 and encodes 155 amino acids. The record is from RefSeq and is a predicted model, not a curated record. Lineage: Eukaryota; Metazoa; Arthropoda; Insecta; Lepidoptera; Noctuidae.
UGCUUGAAGUGUGUGGGCUGGACUUGAGGCAACGCGAUGAUAGACGAGUUGGAUCUGGAGACGAUCCUGGGCGAGCUUGGGGACUUCAAGCGCUACCAGAUAUACGUGUUCCUGUACCUGGCUGUCACUAUCAUCGUCAGCGCCGUCUACAACUGUCAGUACGUGUUCGCAGCCGGACAGGUCGACUACAGAUGCCGAGUGCCGGUGUGCGAGUCAACUCCAGAAAAAUUCGAAACGAACGGUUGGGGAAAGUUUGCUUUACCUGCCCCUGGUCCGCUCGGGUCCGAAUGUUUCCGCCACCGCGUGGUCGGCAAGACUUGCGAUGCUGCUAGCUUCACCAAUGAUACCGAAGCUUGUUACUCAUGGGUCUACGAAAACCAUGAUACUAUAGUUGCUGAGUUUGAUAUGGCGUGCGAGGAGUGGCGGCGGACGCUGGUGGGGACGGUGCACGGCGCGGGCGUGUUCGCCGCCAUGCCCGCCACCGCCUUCGUGUCUGAUAUGUAAGUACAUUCCUAGUACGUAGUUGGAAUUUUAUUUUAUACAAAAAAUCAGGUCAGAUGAUCGGGUAAACAUUUUAAUUGCCUAUCCCUAGAAAACAUAUACUUUAAAACCAAUUAGUUAGAUAUAUUGUGGUAUACCUAUUUACUUUUCCAUUUUGGACAAUAUUUUAAGAUGGCCAAGAAUCGCGCCUAUGAUAACUUAUGUGUCUCAGAUUCGGUCGCAAGCACGCC